AUGGGAAACAUUGCCUUUGGCGUAAUCCUUGCUGUGCUGGCUUCACUGAUUAUGCUAAUCAAUGGUGUUGUGGUUCUUGCCCUGGUGCGGCUGAUCUGGAAGAACCAUUGCCCCGGCCUGUGCUUUGUUUUAAACCUCGCUAUCUCUGACUCCUUGGUGGGCUUCACCAUUACGGGUCUGGUUAAUGAAGAACUGUCUGGUCCCGAGCACCGGACACCCCAGCGAUAUUGUGUCUUGCAAAUGGCUUCCAUCACCUGCCCUUCCGCUGCCUCCAUCUUCACAGUGAUUCUGGUCACCUUUGACCGAUACUUGGCUAUUACACAUCCUUUCCGCUACUUCAGAAUCAUGGGUAGCCCAGUGGUCGGGAUUUGUAUCGGAGGCCCCUGGCUGCUGGCCUGUUUGAUCGGUUUCCUACCUGUGAUGGUCCACAGCUUCCAGGAGAAGAACUACCAAGGUCUGUGCACCUUCUUCGCAGUAUUUCAGCCCACGUACACCCUGGUGGUCUUUUGUGUCAGCUUCUUCCCAGUGUUCUUUAUUUUCCUCUAUUUCCACUGCCGCUUGCUCAAGGUUGCUUCUUUGCACAUCCAACACAUCCGAGAACUGGAACCCGCCAGUCUGCCAGCCGCCUGCCCAGCCUCUCAGCCUGCCAAUGAUACCAAAGCAUUGCGUACUGUGUCCAUCCUGGUUGGUUGUUUUGCCUUCUCCUGGUCCCCCUUCUUUGUGGUUAGCAUUGUCCAGAUUGCCUGCCAACGCUGUUACCUCCAUCGCCUGCUAGAGCACUACCUCUGGGUGUUGGGCGUGUGCAACUCUCUAGCAAAUCCCCUAAUCUAUGGAUAUUGGCAGAAGGAAGUUCGCCUGGAGAUCUGUCAGAUGUGUUUGUGCCUGAAGAACAAAAUCUUUCCUCUUUUUCACUUUGACAGCCACCCUGAUGCUGCUGUCACCCAGCCUGGAGGACCACUCUAUAUCAUCUCACUAGCCCAGCUGAAGGACUGA
This is a messenger RNA of Protobothrops mucrosquamatus (brown spotted pit viper), 993 nucleotides long. RefSeq names its product G protein-coupled receptor 119 (gene GPR119). Gene Ontology annotation, cellular component: membrane. The coding region runs from base 1 to 993 and encodes 330 amino acids. Lineage: Eukaryota; Metazoa; Chordata; Lepidosauria; Squamata; Viperidae. The record is from RefSeq and is a predicted model, not a curated record. The transcript has a single exon. Gene Ontology annotation, biological process: G protein-coupled receptor signaling pathway. Gene Ontology annotation, molecular function: G protein-coupled receptor activity; phosphatidylcholine binding.